Messenger RNA from Eruca vesicaria subsp. sativa (arugula), 2061 nucleotides. NCBI's taxonomy places the organism in Eukaryota, Viridiplantae, Streptophyta, Magnoliopsida, Brassicales, Brassicaceae. The record is from the annotation of a GenBank genome assembly.
AUGUCACAGCCUCUUUGUACUUUCCUCUUCAUCAUAGUCCUCUUCGUCGCCACUUUCUACACUCUCCACCACCCACACACAACUCCUCCUCUCCUCUUCUCACAAAACUCCCUCACUCUCCACCGCCUCUUCCUCUCCUCCGCCUCCAACGCCACAAUCUCCUCCUACCUCCGCGCUCUAACCCGUCACCCUCACCUCGCCGGAACAAAACCCUCUUCAGACACUCUCCACUACGUCCUAAACCACUUCCAAAACCUCGGACUCAACACGCACCUCACAGAAUACGAACCUCUCCUCUCUUAUCCUACGCACAUCUCCCUCACCGCGCGUUUUAGCAACAACAACACAAAAACACUAAAGUUCGACUUAAACGACGACGUUUUCUCCUCUCCCUCCUCUCACGUCGUUACGCCUUACCACGCUUACUCCCCGUCUGGUUCAGCGCACGGUAACGUCGUUUUCGUGAACCACGGAGAGGAGAGAGACUACCGUGCGCUUGAGUUAAUCGGAGUUAACGUUAGAAACUGUGUGGUGUUAGCGAGGAAAGGAGAGUCUUUAGGGAGAGGAGAGAUAGUGAAGUUAGCUGAGAGUAAAGGUGCGCUGGGUGUGCUAAUAUACGCGGAGAAUGAUGGUGGUGGGGUCGGGGGGAUUGAGAGAGGUACGGUUAUGAGAGGGAUAGGAGAUCCGACAACUCCGGGUUGGCCCGGAGUUGUCGGAGGAGAGAAGCUGAGGUUAGAAGAUGAUCGUGUUGCGAAGAGGUUCCCGAAGAUUCCUUCUUUGCCUUUGUCUCUACGCAAUGCAGAGGUGAUUUUGGCUUCUCUUGGGGGAGUUAGAGCUCCGGUUGAGUGGAGGAACUCGGGUCGGGUCGGGUUGGGACAACGGGUUGGCCCGGGAGAGACGGUUGUUAACAUGACGUUACAGGGGGAAUUGACAAUGAAGAAAGUUCACAAUGUUGUGGUUACUAUAAGAGGAAGUGAAGAGCCUGAUCGUUACGUGAUUCUUGGGAACCAUAGAGACGCAUGGACUUAUGGAGCAGUUGAUCCAAACAGUGGAACAUCAGCUUUACUCGACAUUGGUCGAAGAUUCUCUCUGUUGCUUAAAUCUGGUUGGAAGCCACGUAGGACCAUUCUUCUUUGUAGUUGGGAUGCUGAAGAGUUCGGAAUGAUUGGAUCAACUGAAUGGGUUGAAGAUAAUCUUCUAAACUUAGGUGCAAGUGCUGUGGCUUAUCUUAAUGUAGAUUGUGCAGUCCAAGGCUCUGGAUUCUUUGCUGGUGCAACUCCUCAGUUAGAUGGUCUUAUUUUAGAUGUAUUGAAGUUGGUUCAAGAUCCUGAUGAUGUAGCCUUGACAGUUGAAGAAACAUUCAAGUCUCAGAAUAAUAUUAUAGAGAGGCUAAGUAGAGUAGAUUCUGAUUUCUCCGGGUUUCUUCAUCAUGCUGGGAUACCGUCUCUAGACAUGUAUUAUGGUGCAGAUUAUCCUGUCUAUCACACUGCUUUUGACUCUUAUGAGUGGAUGGUUCGCAAUGCAGAUCCUUUGUUUCAUCGACAUGUUGCCAUGGCUGGAAUAUGGGGACUUUUGGGAAUCAUAUUGGCUGAUGAGCCAGUCUUACCAUUCGAUUACAUCUCUUAUGCUGAACAGUUGCAGGCACAUAGAGAUGCAUUGAGCAAGCUCUUACAAGGGAAAGCCUCUAUUGAUCCCUUGAACAUGGCAAUACAAGAGUUCUCUUUAGUUGCUAAAGAAGCAAAAGAAGAAGCAACGAAGUUGAAGGAGCAAGCAUACAAUAAAAAUGAUGUUGUAGCAGCUGCCAAGAGAAGAGAGCUAAAUAAUAGGAUGAUGCUUGCAGAAAGAGGGUUUUUGGAUUCAGAAGGGAUCAAAGGGAAAGAAUGGUUCAAGCAUCUUGUGUAUGGACCUGCAGCUGAACCAGAGAGCAAGCUAGGUUUUUUCCCGGGAAUAGCAGAUGCAAUUGCAACAAACUCAUCAAAGGGAAUAGUCCAGCAUGAGAUAUGGAGAGUGGCGAGAGCUAUUCAGAGAGCAUGCAAAGCUCUUAAAGGAGGGUUUACAUGA